Messenger RNA from Felis catus (domestic cat), 5272 nucleotides. RefSeq names its product zinc finger MYM-type containing 6 (gene ZMYM6). The transcript has 20 exons. The record is from RefSeq and is a predicted model, not a curated record. Gene Ontology annotation, molecular function: zinc ion binding. Bases 1224 to 5186 code for a protein of 1320 amino acids. NCBI's taxonomy places the organism in Eukaryota, Metazoa, Chordata, Mammalia, Carnivora, Felidae.
UGUUGGCUGAUAUUGGAGUACUCAUUCACUUCAAGUGGAUAAGCUAUUAAUCUCAAGACGAUAUCCCACGACAUGAGCCAAGAAGGAAAGCCACAACUUGUUAGAUUCAGGAAGUGUCUGGUUUGAAAAGUCACCACGGCUUAAUCGAGAGCCACCGGUACGAUCAGAUGAAUGUUUUAAAAAAAGAGGCCGCGGACAGAGACCAAACGCCGAAAGCGCAGUUACGACGCAGGGGCAGUGGGCGGCGAGAAACGCUGGAAAUGCUGGACAAGGAUCCCCCGACUCUGCGGACAAGGUUAAAGAAAAGGACAAACACAACCAGGGGCCUGACCCGAGUUCCCGACUCUCACAUGGCGGAAGCCGCACGCAAGGAACCAUCUUUAGGACUCCGGCCCGACCCGACGCUUCAUCCUCCUUCUGACAGACGAAACUCUCAGCCCCUUUCCGGUAAGGCGCAGGAAUAAAGACCGACAACACAGCCACUUAAGGAGGCUUACUAAUUCCCCUCAGUGAGGCUCGCCGCAGGACGCUUCUCUAAGGAACUUAACUCUGAUGCGAAACAGUCAGGUAGACCCCGCCCCUUUCCCGCCGAGCUGUGCGGCCGAGCAUGCGCAGCGCAGCUGGCUGGGAAUGAUCCAGUUCCCCUUAGCAACAGAAGGCGGGAAGAGCGUUUACAGUCCCGUGGGAUCUGACGUAUGAAGCCAUGCUAGAUAGCCACAAAUUUGGACACUUAGAGGCUGGGGCAGCGUCGGAUGGACUCAGGAAUGGCAGUUAGAUUUACUGGAUUCAAAAGAUGGGUCUCAGCAAUUUCUGUAAAUCCCCAAUUCCUUCAUCCUUGGGUGCCUGUGUCAUCUGCACGUGGAUUGGAAAGACAAGGUUGGAAAAGUUCAAGACGUGACACCAUUUGAGCCGAGGCUGAAUCAAAUCCAAGUGACAGACACUGUAUUCUGUCCAGUCACCGAUCCACUGUCCCUGAGGCUUCAUUACUGCACCAGGAAGAUGUGUCUGUGAACCAGUUUCAAGGAUGGAGAAACAAGAUGGGAGAAUCCUGUGUUCAUAAAUGAUGUUGUAGGAACACAACUGCUAAUGACCUGGAACACAUGCCUUGAACGGUGAUGUGAGAGAAAGAUAAACUUCAGUUUAUUUGAGGAGUCCAGCUAUCCUUCCCCAAGAAGAAAUCUAUUAGUUUUAGACUGGGGAAUUCCUUUACGUAAACAAUUAGAAUGAAAGAACCUUUGGAUGGUGAAUGUGGCAAGGCAAUGGCACCACAGCAGGGACUUCUGGACAAAAUUAAAGAAGAACCUGACAAUGCUCAAGAGUAUGGACAUGCCCCAAAGCAAAAAACUCAAGAAAGUGAACUGAAAAUUAGUGCUGUGUUUUCAGUCAGUGACAGUCCUCUUGCCCAACAGUUGACUCCAGGCUUUCAGUUUUCUCUUGCAUCAUCUGGCCCAAAUGUAUUGCUUCCUUCGGCUCCAGCCGUAGCUAUUCAGGUUUUUUGUUCUGGUUGUAAAAAAAUGCUUUAUAAAGGGCAAACUGCAUAUCAUAAGACAGGAUCUACUCAGCUCUUUUGCUCCACGCGGUGCAUCACUGGAUAUCCUUCACCUGUCUGCGUACCAACUCCUCCCAGGAAAACCUGCACAAACUGCUCAAAAGACAUUUUAAAUCCAAAGGAUGUGAUCACGACCCGUUUUGAAAAUUCUAGCAAAGAUUUCUGCAGCCAAUCAUGCCUUUCUUCUUAUGAGCUAAAGAAGAAGCCUGUUGUUACCAUAUAUACUAACAGCAUUUCAACCAAGUGCAGCAUGUGUCAGAAGAAUGCUGAUAUCCGAUUUGAAGUUAAAUAUCAAAAUGUGGUACAUGGUCUUUGUAGUGAUGCCUGUUUCUCAAAAUUUCACUCCGCCAACAACCUCACCAUGAACUGUUGUGAGAACUGUGGGGGCUACUGCUACAGCAGCUCUGGGCCUUGCCGGUCCCAGAAGGUGUUUAGUUCAACAAGCGUCACAGCAUAUAAGCAGAAUUCAGCCCAAACUCCUCCAUACGCCUUGGGGAAAUCAUUGAGGCCUUCAGCAGAAAUGAUUGAGACUACCAACGACUCAGGAAAAACCGAACUUUUCUGCUCUAUUAAUUGUUUAUCUGCUUAUAGAGUUAAGACCGUUAUUUCUUCAGGUGUCCAGGUUUCAUGUCAUAGUUGUAAAACCUCAGCAAUCCCUCAGUAUCACCUAGCCAUGUCCAAUGGAACUAUCUAUAGCUUCUGCAGCUCCAGUUGUGUGGUGGCUUUCCAGAAUGUAUUUAACAAGCCAAAAGGAACAAACUCGUCAGCGGUGUCCCUGCCUCAGGGCCAAGUGGUUGUAAGCCCACCGGCUGGGUCAUCAGUAUCAGCUGGAGGAGGUAACACCUCUGCUGGUUCCCCUGCUUCCAUCAGUGGUUCUCCUGCAGCCAGUUUCCGGCCUCUUGCGGCCCCAUCCCAGCAAGUUGCUUUAACCCGGACACUUGUUAAACUCAAGUGUCAGCACUGUAACCAUCUGUUUGCCACAAAACCAGAACUUCUGUUCUACAAGGGUAGAAUGUUUCUUUUUUGUGGCAAGACUUGUUCUGAUGAAUACAAAAAGAAAAAUAAAGUUAUGGCAAUGUGUGAUUACUGUAAACUGCAGAAAAUUAUAAAGGAGACUGUCCGAUUCUCAGGGGUUGAUAAGCCAUUCUGUAGUGAAGUUUGCAAAUUCCUCUCUGCCCGUGACUUUGGAGAGCGCUGGGGGAAUUACUGUAAGAUGUGCAGUUACUGCUCACAGACAUCCCCUAAUUUGGUAGAAAAUCGAUUGGAAGGAAAGCUAGAAGAGUUCUGUUGUGAAGAUUGCAUGUCCAAAUUUACAGUUUUGUUUUAUCAGAUGGCCAAGUGUGAUGGCUGUAAACGACAGGGUAAGCUAAGUGAGUCCAUAAAAUGGCGAGGAAACAUCAAACAUUUCUGUAACUUAUUUUGUGUCUUGGAGUUUUGUCAUCGACAAAUUAUGAAUGACCCUCUUUCACAAAAUAAAGUAAAUAUUUAUAAGGCGCAAACUACUUCAACGGAGCUCCCUUCUACAAGGAAAAAUACAACACCAGUUAUAACCAGUGUGGUGUCAUUGGCAAAAAUACCUCCUGCCCAGCCCACAGGGAACACUAAUAGUGUUUUAAAAGGUGCAGUUACUAAAGAGGCAACACAAAAAGUCAUUGAAGAUGGAAACACACAGAUAGAUGCCACAAAACUUCUAUCUUCCCAGUCUUCCAAGCUUUUAAAGAACAAAGCAGUAUUGUGCAAGCCUGUCACACAGACCAAGGCCACCUCUUGCAAACCACAUACACAACACAAGGAAUGUCAGACAGAUUUACCUAUGCCUAAUGAGAAAAAUGAUGCGGAACUUGAUUCUCCACCUGCAAAGAAAAAAAGAAUAGGUUUUUUCCAGACUUAUGAUGCGGAAUAUUUAAAAGUUGGUUUUAUUAUCUGUCCAGGAUCAAAAGAAAGUUCACCAAGGCCACAAUGUGUCAUUUGUGGAGAAAUCUUAUCCACUGAAAACAUGAAGCCAGCAAAUCUUUCUCAUCAUCUGAAGACAAAACAUUCAGAAUUAGAAAACAAACCAGUAGAUUUUUUUGAACAAAAAUCUCUUGAAAUGGAAUGUCAGAAUAGUUCUUUAAAAAAGUGUUUACUAGUUGAAAAGUCACUUGUGAAAGCUUCUUAUUUAAUUGCUUUCCAAAUUGCUGCCAGCAAGAAGCCAUUCUCCAUUGCCGAAGAAUUAAUUAAACCAUAUUUAGUGGAAAUGUGUUCAGAAGUUUUGGGUUCAAGUGCUGGAGACAAAAUGAAAACCAUUCCUCUUUCUAAUAACACGAUUGGACACAGGAUUGAUGAGUUGUCUGCAGACAUUGAAGAUCAGCUGAUUCAAAAAGUCAGAAAGUCAAAGUGGUUUGCCCUUCAGGUAGAUGAAUCAUCAGAAAUCUCAAAUAUCACCCUUCUUUUGUGCUAUAUUCGUUUCAUUGAUUAUGAUUGCAGUGAUAUAAAAGAAGAAUUACUAUGUUGCAUUGAAAUGCCUUCUCAAAUAACUGGUUUUGAAAUAUUUGAACUAAUAAAUAAAUAUAUUGAUAGUAAGUCUCUGAAUUGGAAACACUGUGUUGGUCUCUGUACAGAUGGGGCUGCAAGCAUGACUGGCAGGUGUUCUGGUUUAAGGGCAAAGAUUCAAGAAAUCGCCACGAAUACAGUGGCAUUUACACACUGUUUUAUUCACCGUGAGCAUUUAGCAGCAGAAAAGUUGUCUCCAUGCUUACAUAAAAUUCUUUUGCAGUCAGCACAAAUUUUAAGUUUUAUAAAGAGCAAUGCAUCAAAUUCACGAAUGUUAACAAUUUUGUGUGAAGAAAUGGGGCCUGAGCAUGUGAAUCUACCCCUUCAUGCUGAAGUACGUUGGAUUUCGAGAGGGAGAAUUUUAACAAGAUUAUUUGAACUACGACAUGAAAUUGAAAUUUUUUUAAACCAGAAGCAUUCAGAUUUGGCCAAGUAUUUUCUUGAUGAAGAAUGGGUUGCAAAGCUGGCCUAUUUAUCAGAUAUUUUUUCACUUAUAAAUGAACUCAACUUAAGUCUCCGAGGAACUAUGACUACUCUCUUCAAUUUGUAUAAUAAAAUGGAUAUACUUAAGGAAAAGUUAAAAAUGUGGUUGAAGCGCACACAAGAGAAUGAUUAUGACAUGUUCCCUUCAUUUUCCGAAUUCGUAAACUCAUCAGACUUAAAUAUGAGAAGCAUUGCAAGCAUUAUUUUUGAGCACCUGGAAGGACUUUGUCAAAUGUUCAAUGACUGUUACCCACCAGAAGAAGACUUGCGUUCAGGAAAUUUGUGGAUAAUUAAUCCUUUUAUGAAUUCCAAAGAUAGUAAUCUCAUGGACUUCGAAGAAGAAAAACUAGUACAGCUAUCUUCAGAUUUGGAAUUACAGUCAAUAUUUAAAUCAAUGUCUGUGACUCAGUUUUGGAUAAAUGCAAAGACAAAUUACCCAGAACUCCAUGAAAAGGCAAUGAAGUUUUUAUUGCCCUUUUCAACUGUUUAUUUAUGUGAUGCUACAUUUUCCGCUUUGACUGAGUCAAGACAAAGAAAUCUGUUGGUUUCUGGUCCUGCUCUAAGACUUGCAGUCACAUCUUUAAUUCCAAGGAUAGAAAAAUUAGUAAAGGAGAAAGAAUAGUAAGAUGGGUAUUGCUAAUGAUCAAAGUCUAUAAUUUUGUGUUAAAUUUUGUAUAAAUAUCCUAAAAUAUAAUUUCCUAAUGUGGA